CAACCACAACUUUCAUUUAGAGAGCUCUACAAACAGAACUCACAAAUAUUUUCUCUUUCAUUCUCCAUCUCACUUUCCGAUCUAAUCUUUGUUUAAAAAUGGUGAUGAUGAACACAAAGAAGCUACUCAAGAUGGCCAAGAAAUGGCAACAAAGAGCAGCCUUCAGCAGGAAAAGAAUCUCAUUUCAGAGGUCAAGUGCUUCAAGCAGCUCAACCACUGUAGAGAAGGGUUGUUUCGUGGUUUACACGGCAGAUAAAAUCCGCUUUGCUUUUCCUCUAAGUUACCUGAGCAACUCUAUCGUCCAAGAGCUAUUGAAAAUAUCUGAAGAAGAGUUGGGUCUCCCGACGGAAGGACCAAUCACAUUGACAUUCGAUUCGGCUUUUAUAGAGUAUCUCAUCAGAUUGAUUGAAAGACGAAUGGAUGGAGAAACCGAAAAUGCUCUGUUAUUGUCAAUCUCUAGUGCUAGAUGUUCUUUACAAUGUUCUCUGCAACAAGAAAGUAGUAUUACUCAACAACAGCUUGUAUUUUAGAGUUUAGCAGAUUUGGCUUUGUAAAGUUUAUAGUGGAUUAGAUAAAUCAUUUUCAGAAAUACGAACUGCAUAUGAUUUUGUCUCUCUUUGAAGUUGUCUCAUCAAAAUUCUAAAUCAACUUCCUAUUAAAAGAAAAGACCAUCU
Arabidopsis arenosa is the source of this 674-nucleotide messenger RNA. NCBI's taxonomy places the organism in Eukaryota, Viridiplantae, Streptophyta, Magnoliopsida, Brassicales, Brassicaceae. The record is from the annotation of a GenBank genome assembly.